GUCACUCUCUCACUCCAACGGCUCUUAAACCCAUAACCCCUCAAAACCCUCUCUGUUCUCUCCUCUUCUUCUGUCUCUCACUCAAAACCAAACAAACAACAAACUCGCAAUCGCAAAUCUUAAGCACAGAAACAUCUCAUCAAUGGAUUCAACACCUCCUUCUCAUCGAUCUGAGCCCCGAAUUCGAAUCAAAUCGGCCUCUCGCCUCGCUCGGCUCACCCAUUUCGACCGCAAAAUCGAAGACACGCCUCGCCUCUCUGUUGAUUUAGUCCCUUGUUCACCGAAGAUCACCACUCCAUCAUUGCCCUCUCCUAGGCCUCAGAAUCCUGUCCCUAUGCACGAGCUUCUGCUCCUUUCGCCUUCCCCUCUCCGAAGAUCGAAGACCCGUUUGGUGGAGAAGCUUGACAUGGCUGAAGAGCCUGUUGAGCCAAAUGGGUUGCGCCGGCGAUGCAAGAAUCGAAAUGGGUCUAUGGGUUUAUUGGGUUGUGCUUCGCCUAGGAAUGGUAGGAGGUCACGGAGGCGGCUGGAGCCUGAGAUUCGAGAGGAGAGGGAUUUGGGUAUGCUGGAAGAGAUGGGUAAGGUAAAAAAGAGAAGGCAUAGUGGUCGGUCCAAGAAAGAUAAGCUCAGUUUGGUGCCUUCAGUUCCAUCUCCAAAAACAAAUGAUGACGAUCUGUAUAAUCUGGAUCGAAUUGGACAGCUGAUAACUGAUCUGAUUUUGUGGAAUGAUGUUGCAAAAUCAACCCUUUGGUUUGGAUUUGGUUCACUCUGUUUCCUAUCUUCUUGUUUUGCAAGAGGAAUCAGCUUUAGCAUCUUCUCUUUCAUAUCUCAAUUGGGCCUCCUGUUUUUGGGCCUAUCAUUCUUCUCCAAUUCAAUCUGUCAAAGAGGUAAUGUUGAAAAUAAGCGCACAUACAAGCUGAAAGAAAAUGACAUAUUGCGAGCGGCUAGAGUGAUACUUCCAACAGCAAACCUUGCAAUUUCAAAAACUAGAGAGAUAUUUUCAGGGGAACCAAUCAUGACCCUCAAAGUUGCUCCAUUUCUGCUUAUUGGAGCUGAGUAUGGCCAUCUCAUGACCCUAAAGAGGCUUUGUGCACUUGGGUUUUUUAUUAGCUUUACUGGCCCAAAACUAUACUCCUGUUAUAGUGUUCAAAUUAACAGCAAAGCAGUUGAGUGCUUGAAAAGGAGCGUGUUGGAAACAUGGGGGGCUUGUUCUCACAAGAAGAUCGUGGCAGCGUCAGCAGCCACAGCCUUUUGGAAUCUGACCGCCUUUAGAACACGCUUAUUUGCAGCGUUCAUAUUUGUGGUAAUUCUUCGACACUAUAGACAACAUUCGCAAGCAAAAGUGUCAGAAGAAGGGGAAGCAGAAGGAGAGCAAGAACAAGAGCAAGAGCAAGAGCAAGAGCAAGAGCAAGAGCAGCAAGCAUUAGUUGUGGUCAUGGGCGAACUUUGAUUUUAUUUAUUUAUUUUUUAUGUAGUAUUAUAUAAAUUUUUUGAGAGGUUUUUAUAAAUUGAUACUAUUAAAAUUGUUCCAAAAAAAAAAAAAAUGUUU
Camellia sinensis is the source of this 1546-nucleotide messenger RNA. RefSeq names its product reticulon-like protein B17. NCBI's taxonomy places the organism in Eukaryota, Viridiplantae, Streptophyta, Magnoliopsida, Ericales, Theaceae. The record is from RefSeq and is a predicted model, not a curated record.